AUGAUCGACGAAGAAAAGCGGGAGCGUCGUCGACGUCGGAUUUUAGACAAUGCUGAAAAACGGAAGCAGUUCAUACUCCGCGCGACUGAUGUACCGAUCGUAUCCUCACGUGGUGAAGAUGCUGCUGAAACGGAAUUUGAAGUCGAAAAUCGGCACGAAGAAAUAUUUGCGAAGCUGGUCGAAUCUGAGCAUCUGGAUGAGGAUUUGAAAGUUUAUCAUAACCCCCCAUUGCGGUCUAACGCCCCCCUUGAGAAUCCACCUGACCUGAAUAAUUCUUCACGACGCUUAUUGUUUUUCAUGCUGGGUUUGACAGUGAGGCUAGUGCUGCACACGGAGUUGGGUUCAUCUAUCCUUUACUCGUCAGCGCUGAUUCCUUUCUACUUGAUUGAAGUGUCCGCUUUUCUGGUGUCGACAAAAUCCGUCGAUUCGAUCGUCUCGGAGUCGCAAGCGUUCAACCUGUUCUACUUGAUUGAUUUCCUUUUGGGUGGCUGUGAAACGGGAGGUUACAUGUCGGCGAAGAAGUCGAAAUUGGCCGACCAGUUCAAAGCUCAAAAAAACGGAGACAGCACUGAGGAUAAGAAGGGAAUUUUUCAUCAAGUCUCCAUAUUUGUGAAUGGUUAUACUCAGCCCAAUGCUGAUGAAUUGAAGCGUCUAAUGAUAAUCCACGAUGGAAACUAUCAUCACUACUACAGUUUGUCAAGGACCACCCACAUAAUUGCUUCGAAUUUACCAUAUGCUAAGAUACGGAAACUUCAAGGAGAGAAAAUUGUUCGUCCUGAAUGGAUUACGGAUUCUAUUAAAGAAGGCCGGCUUCUGGAUUGGGCCAAGUAUCAGCUGUAUCCGAAUCUUGUGCAGAAGAACGUUCUAAAAUUCGCCGACGGAAAAGAUUCGAAGAAUGUCGCAGUCGAUGCGGAGGAGAAUAUUGCGAAUAUUAAAUGCCAAGAUUUGCCAACAAAAGCGGAAUUAUCUGACGAAGAUUUGUUCGAUGAUGAUAGCAAUUAUGCUUUUACUGCCUGUGAUCAACGGAGCGCGGACAAUGGUGCCUCACACGAAAAUUUGGAAAAAAGUGAACCGGAAACAGAAAACUCGGAAAUUCAAGAGCAGAAUCCACAUUCCACGAAUGCUCGUACGCUACUGUCGAAAUUUUAUGGGCGAUCUCGUCUUCAUCAUAUAUCCACGAUGGGCACUUAUUUCAAAGAUUACGUCGCUGAAUUGCAUGCGAAAGGAGACACAUCAUUCCCCGGGGUGUCAGAUUUACUCAAAUCCUGCCCUGGGACGUCCAACGAAUUAGGAUUCAAGAAGCCGAGGAAAAGAGUUGUGAUGCACAUCGACAUGGAUUGCUUUUUCGUCUCCGUUGGAUUAAAGAAGCGUCCUGAAUUACGUGGCAAACCCGUGGUUGUCACGCAUUCCCGAGCAACUGGCGGGGUUCGGCCCCGCGGGCAAAAAAUUGAGGAAGAAUUUGGUCUUCGAAUCGAACGACGAGCUGCUAAAAAUGUCAAGGCCAAGCAGAAGUUGGUUCAAGAUGCUCCUGGCUUUGAGGAUUUCGAAGAAAGAACGGACGAGACGAGCGUUUCUUCUGAGCACCCGAAAUAUCUGCUAGAUGACCAAUCUUCCACUGCCGAAGUUUCAUCUUGCAGUUAUGAAGCUCGGGCAAAAGGUGUCAGAAAUGGAAUGUAUUUAGGAGAAGCUGUUAAAUUAUGCCCCGACCUUUUCCCCAUCCCUUACGAUUUCGAAGGGUACACAGAAGUUUCUAAAAUUCUGUACGACACAGUUGCGAGAUAUACGCAUGCAAUUGAGGCUGUCAGUUGUGAUGAGAUGUUCGUUGAUUGUACUGAUAUCCUCUCUAACACCGGAGUAACUUGCCUCGAAUUUGCCAAGAAAUUACGGGAGGAAAUCCAGCAAAAAACGUCGUGCACAGCAAGUGCUGGUCUUGGCCAGAACAUGCUGAUAGCACGUUUAGCUACACGCCUGGCGAAGCCGAACGGCCAGUUCUAUGUCGAAGAUGAUGAAGCGUGUGAAUUCAUGAAGGAUCAGACCGUUCGAGACUUACCAGGUGUUGGCAGAUCAACGUCGUUGCGCAUUGAAGAAAAAUUCUCUGCAACAACUUGUGGAGAACUGCAGGUCGUACCGUUGGCCGCUCUCAAAUCCGAAUUCGGACCGAAACUCGGCUCAAAACUCCACAAUUUCUCUCGCGGUGUGGAUGAUCGGGUUGUCAUGAGCUGUCAGGCACGAAAAUCGGUAUCAGCCGCGAUGAACUACGCCAUCAGAUUUACUUCGCAUCAAGAAUCUGAAGAAUUUUUGAGGGAGUUGAGUCGAGAACUAGCUUCCCGGAUGGAACGAAUUUCCGUGAAAUGUUCGUCGUUGACCCUCAAGCUCGAAGUUCGUGCUCCUGGUGCCCCCGUGGAGCCCGUCAAAUACAUGGGCAUAGGCGUGUGUGAUAGCUUAUCGCGUCAAGUAAAAUUACCACAGUCAACGAGGGACCCAGUCGCUAUCUUUAGGGAAGCAUGGAAGCUGUACAAUGCCUUGAACAUCGUUGUAUCAGAUUUACGUGGAGUUGGUCUGCAAGCUACGAAACUCGAAGGUCAUAGCUCUAACGUCCAGGCUCGUGUUGUGACGAAUGCAAAUCAACCAACUCUUAGUGGUUAUUGGAAACCCAAGUCAGAGAUUGUGAGAGCCGCUGUUGACGCUCCAAAAAUAGAAUCACUUUUGAGCUCUCCCCGGCGAUUGCAUAAGGAAUGCGAUUCGCCCAGAGGAAGUCCUGGUAAAUUUCUUCAAGAUAUUUCUCCCUUUCGCUCCCCGACAAAGGGAAGGAGUCCUAAAGGAACGCCGGUUAAAAAUAGAUCGCCGAGAGCGAAAGCGGAACGUGGAGCUCGAACGGCUACGCUUGGAAAAAACCAAACCGACAUUCGCUCUGCAUUUGAUUUGAAACAAAAGCCGUCUGAUGUGUUUCGAGUUCAUCCAUCGAACAGCGGGAAUACGGUUCGUGUAGCGAAUAUCAACGGGAUUCGAGAAACCAACGAAGUCAAAGUUUUACUUCGGGAGUGGGUGGAAAGCUGUGGUUCAGAUCCCCCGCUUGACGAGGAUUAUCAAGUUUUUGCAAAUUUUUUGGCAGACCUAUGUUACGAAUAUGAUCUUGUUGCUGUGGAAAUCAUAUUGAAGCACUUCCGAAGAUUACUCUGUGACGGUCGAGGGAAACCUGCUAUGAAAGAAGCGUAUUUGACGCUGGCAGGAAGCAUAAAAAUGUCGAAAGAAAGCGACGUGAACGAACGUUGUCAAAAAUGUAGCUUGUUCGAAAAAAACCGUGCUUGUGGAAUUCUGACGGGAUUGAGUCUCGCAGUGUCACUGUCGCUUCAAGAUCGUCGAAAACUUGGCAUUUCCUUGGAAGAAGAUGAACCGCAACGAAAGUGUAGCAAAGAGGAGGAUGUGCCACCCAUGAAUUGUGUGACUGAUGGCUGUUCCGUUUGCGGGGUGUUGUUCGACUCUAUAUCGAAUUGGCGUCAGCAUUUGAAGCUUGACUGGCAUUUGUAUAACGUGAAACGGAAAGCGAAGGGACUGGCGAUUGUCAGUGCAGAUGAAUUUGAAAAAAAUGAAGAAAAAGAUGACGACGUUUCCAGCGUCUCCGGUUCUUCAUCAGAGGAGUCUGACGUGGAAGAACCUUCGUCCAGAAAAAGCACGAGGCGUGGCGAUAUCGUUUUGAAAAGAAUACGGGAGCAGCCCGUGGUAUUUUUCAAAAAUACAGCUGGUCAGGUUAUUUUGAUCCAUCGUGCUUUGUUGCAAUCAUCGCAACAAUCUGAAACAGACGUCGUGAAGAACGCUGAACAAUUGUGCGAAACUCUCAACUUAGCCAUAAUUCUUGUGAGCGGGGGACACUUCGCUGCUGCUAUUUUUCGAGGUAAAGAAAUGGUUGCUCAUAAAACUUUUCAUUCGUACACGGUGAGAGCAAAACAAGGAAGAACUCAGGGGGCUGCCGACUCGAAAAGCGGAACUUCUCAGCCAAAAUCUGCUGGUGCAUCUUUGCGUCGUUAUAAUGCACAGACCUUCAAGAUGCACAUAGAAAAGUUUGUCAUUGCCUGGGCUGAGCAGUUGGACAAGUGUGACAAAAUUUUUUACCGCGUACCUGCCCGAAACCAAGGAGUCAUGUUUUCGAGCACUGUUGGCUAUCCCUUACGUCGUGAUGAUCCACGCAUGCGAAUCGUACCGAUUUCCGUCAGUCGUCCGACUUUGAGUGAAGUAAAGCGCGUUCAUGAUGCGAUCACCACCUUGAGGUUCUAUGAUUCGCCUCCAUCCUUUAUUGAGAAGCUUUCGAAGCCGCCGGAAAAGAAAAUCAAAGCCGGCGCAUCCUCGGCAAAAGAGAAAAAAGAAGUCCAGGCGAGUUUGCCUGCUGAAGAACAAGCAGAUUCUGAAGUGACUCAGUUGAUUGAGAAGUUGGACGGUGAAUUUUUCGCUCCAUCAAAAGAAGAGCCAUUGCCCGUAAAGAAGCAGAAGAAGAAGAAGCCGUGUCAAGUUGAAAGCGUGGAAAGCGUUCCUGUUGAUCUCAAUCCUGUUCCGAAAGGUGUGGCUCGUGAUUUCAUGAAAAGCUUGUGCAGAGCAGUGAAAGCUGACGACGAAGCUGCUUUUAAAGAUUGUGGAGAAAUACCAAAGGAGCUUCUGAAUUACCUGGAACUCGACGUAGGAAAUCCGUCAGCGUGGCAAAUGGUUGUGAAUCUUCCCGUUGAAGACGGUUCAACUUAUUUGUUGCAUACUGCUGCUGCACGUGAAAACGGUCCGUGCGUUGAAAUGUUGCUAGAAAUCGGCGCCGAUCCUUGCAUGAAGGAUAAUCGGGAUCGAGUUCCGUAUCAAGUUGCCGUCGAUAAAGAAAGUCGGAAUGCAUUCCGAAGAUUUAUGGGAACUCACCCUGAGAGAUUUGAUUGGUCCAAUGCUCGUGUCCCGUCUGCGUUGACGGAUGACCUUGAAAAGCAACAAGCUGCGAAGAAAGCGGAGAGACGCAAAGCGCAAAAGGAGAUCAAGAAGGAAAAAGACCGAGUGUUGAAGGCUGAAGCUGAGGCUCGACGAGAGGAAGAAGCAGAGCGUCUGAGGUUUUUGGCGCUCAGUGAACGGGAAAAGGUAUGCUACUCACUUGCGAAUCCCGGCGUAGUGACUAGACUCGGUAGGGCUUUGGCGGCGGAAAGGCGCAUACUGGCUGGGCAACAAUCUGCUAACAAGACGCCUGUUUUGGUCAGAUGCCAUCUUUGUGGUUUGGACAUCUCGGGCAAAGUGCCGUUCGUCGCGUUCGACUUGCAAUUUUGCUCGCCGGAUUGUGUGAAGCAAUUUCGGAACCAGACUACGAGACCUUGUUGAUACUGUAUUGACAAAAACUCGUUGUGAUCGACGCGUGAGAUUUUUUGUCGUAUUGUUCCUGUGAUAGGAAUAUUGAAUGCUCGUGUUGAUCUGCUGGCAUGAACGCGAUGUCUGUAAGGUGCUCGGAUUUUGGGGGAAUGAAAUGAAAUCCAUGACGACGAA
This is a messenger RNA of Notodromas monacha, 5499 nucleotides long. The record is from the annotation of a GenBank genome assembly. Lineage: Eukaryota; Metazoa; Arthropoda; Ostracoda; Podocopida; Cyprididae.